Molecule: messenger RNA, 1713 nt
Organism: Closterium sp. NIES-65
Lineage: Eukaryota; Viridiplantae; Streptophyta; Zygnematophyceae; Desmidiales; Closteriaceae
Source: the annotation of a GenBank genome assembly
AUGGAGAUGCACCGCCUGCCUUCCCUCUCGUCGCCUCACGGUCUCACUCGAUUCUCCUCCCUCGCACCGUUCUCGCCGUUCCACGCUUUCUCCGCCACUCGCGCGCCCGUUUUUCCUCACGCGCGUUUCCCCGUGAUCUCCCGCUCCACUCCGCACGCGUCCUUGCGCGAACUGAGCACCCUGUGCCAAGCACCCGUUGCGCAGCCCGCUCCUUCUCCCGACGGCUUCCGAUCGUGCAUCCGCGCGCGCGCUUCCCCCGGCGCUCUUUUCCGCUGCACCCCCUCAGCAAGCGGAGGCUGGCGCCGGUGGCGGUCGGAUGCGCGCGCGCCCCGACACCAGGCGGAGGCCUGCCCGGAUGGGGCAAGGGGGAUCGCGGAAGGGUUGGCGUGUGGCGCCCAUGAUGGACUGGACGAACUGCCACUACCGGCAGCUCUUUCUCGAGGCACCUCAAAAUCAUACAUAGACUACUCUCCCCACCAUCGUCCCUCUCUGCUCCCACCUCUCUCCAUAUCCCCUCCCUACCAGCGUGGCGCCCAUGAUGGACUGGACGAACUGCCACUACCGGCAAGUUUCUACAUAGACCCCUCUCCCCAUGCCGUCGCCCCUGCCCUUCUUCCCCCUGGCAGCGUGGCGCCCAUGAUGGACUGGACGGACUGCCACUACCGGCAGCUGGCGCGGCUGAUGAGUGCACACACAUGGCUGUACACGGAAAUGGUUGUUGACAACACGCUGCUGCACCAGCAGCCCCACCUGGACCGCUUCCUGCUCUCCCCAGCCACCCAACGCCCUCUUGUGCUGCAGCUAGGCGGCAGCAACCCUCCCUCGCUCGCAGAGGCCACGCGCCUGGCGCUGCCAUAUGCAUACGAUGAGAUCAACCUCAACUGCGGCUGUCCCAGCCCUGCCGUGUCAGGCCAUGGCUGUUUUGGUGCGCGCCUCAUGCUCUCACCCAAGGUGGUGGCGGGCAUAUGUGCGGCGAUGGGGGAGGUAGCGGGGCCAGCAGGCGUGCCAGUGACAGUGAAGUGCCGCAUAGGCGUGGACGACUGUGACUCGUACGAGCAGCUGCAUGAGUUUAUAUCGACGGUGUCGUCGCUCUCCCCCGUGCGUCACUUCAUCAUCCACGCGCGCAAGGCGCUGCUCAAAGGCCUCUCGCCCGCACAGAACCGCACCGUGCCGCCCCUCAAAUACGAGUAUGUAUUUGCGCUGCUCCGUGACUUCCCUUCCCUCUCUUUCACUCUCAACGGCGGCGUCACUUCCCUUGAACAGGCCAGUGAGCUGCUUGCCAAGGGCGUGCAUGGAGUCAUGAUCGGCCGGGCUGCCUACAACACCCCAUGGCACAUCCUCUCCACUGCCGACACGACCAUCUUUGGGGCUCCCAUCAACCCUUUGGAGUCCAGGCGAGAGCUGCUGCAUCUAUACGCGCAGUACGCCGACUCAGCAGUGAACCAGUUUGGCCCGGGAAGGCCCAACGUGCGCACACUAGUCAAGCCUCUGCUAGGUCUCUUCCACUGUGAGGCAGGGGCGGGCAAGUGGAGGAGACUCAUUGACACUGAAAUCAGACAGGCCAAGACUGUGGAGCAGCUCCUCUCUCUCACCCUGCAUGCUUUCCCUCCACACGUCCUCGACGCCCCCCCUUCCUCCUUCCUCUCACCCCCUCACACACCCCCUUGCACUUCCCGACCGACAUUACCGUCUGCUCUCUCUGCGGGUGGUUGA